Messenger RNA from Pelmatolapia mariae (spotted tilapia), 3469 nucleotides. RefSeq names its product trichohyalin-like. Gene Ontology annotation, biological process: spermatogenesis. NCBI's taxonomy places the organism in Eukaryota, Metazoa, Chordata, Actinopteri, Cichliformes, Cichlidae. Bases 1 to 3228 code for a protein of 1075 amino acids. The transcript has 25 exons. The record is from RefSeq and is a predicted model, not a curated record.
AUGGCGUGUGUGAUGAAUUACCAGCAUAUCUCAGAGCCCUGGGUGCUGGAAAGCGGUGAGAGGCUGGUGCACCUGCAGAGCGAGCUGUCUUGUCUGCGGCGGAUCCACGAAGACAACAUGAAGGAGAUUGCUGAGAAAGACAUCUGCAUCACCAAACUGCAAGCUAACAUUCAGCUCCUGCAACAGGAGGGGGCUGACACGCUUGCUCAGCUCUCCAAGCUGAAUGUAAGAACAAAUGAGCUGCAGGAGGAGUUAAAGAAGAAAAGAGGUGCUAUGGAGUUGGAGGCCAGCAGGAAGCAGGUGGAACGUCAGAGGAGGGAGUUAUCAGAGCUUCACCAGAAGGAGGAGACACUUUUGUGUGAGACCAAGGCCAAAAUGGUGCAUUUGAAAGACAAGCUCCGUGAUCGUUUCAAGAGAAGGGCGGAGGAGAAAGAGGCCAGGAUUAAGCAACUAACUGACGAGCUGAAUGGAACGAGGCAAAAGGUAGAAAAUCUUCAAGCUGAGGAGGCUCAUGCGAAGCCCCUCGACCAGGAUGUGUUACGAAUAAGUGAGGGUAUGUUAAGUGAUAUCACGGAUGCCCUGAAUCAGACCACCACCAACCUGAAUGCAGACAGACAGCAGAUCUUAGGCCAGCUGCACCACGCGAGCAAAGAUGUUGAACGUCUACAGCUGGAAUUAGCUCUCGAGCGUCGCACCAGUGAAAAGGAGAUACAGAAGAGGGAGGUUAAGAUUUGUACACUGAUGAAGGAGCUGACCGAAAGUAAGGGACAACACUCAGAGUGUCAAAAAGAGUUGCUUCGAAAAGACAGGUCUUUGGAGAAGCUCCGUGAGGAGAGGGAUGAGCUGAGAGUCCUGAUGGAGGACCGAAGCAGAGAGUGCGCCCACCUCGACCGGAGCAAAGCCAAACUGGAGGCUGACUUGGCUCUGAGCCACGACAAACUCCACACCUCACACCUUGAGGUUCGAAGUAGAGAUGAGUUAAUCCUGCAGCUCAGAGCCGAAAUGAAGACAGCUGAACAGACGCAUCGAGGAACACAGAAGCAGGUGACAGCUCUGGAGGAAGAGGUAAGACACUUAAACUGCACGAUCAGAGCGCACAAGGAAGAGGCCUGUCAGUUAAGCGAAAAGGUCAGCGAUAUCGAGCACCUUAAAGAGCAGAAGGAGAAAGAACAACAGCAGCUACAAGAGCAGCUCUGUAUUAAGGAGCAACAGGCUGAUACAGUUGAAAAGAAGCUGAAGAAGGAGAAGGAAGAGGUGGAACUUCUUAAUCAGCAGCUGAAAGAAUCCAAGGAUGAGCUCAAAGAGGCCAAUUUGCACACCCAGGAGCAGAAAGAAACGGCUGCGAUUUUUAAGCAGAAAUACGCCGCAGCAAUAGAGAAGGCGCGCAGGGUGCAAGAGCAUGUGGAACGUCUGGAGGAGGAACUACGAUAUUCACAGGAACAGCUAAGAGAGUCGCAGUUAGCAGCUUCUUCGCUGAAGGAAGAGCUAGCUGAGCUGGAGUGCCGGUAUCAGGAAAAGGUUGGCCAGUGGGAGAAUUCACAGGAGGCUCUUGACCAACUAACAGAUGAACUUCAGGCCAGUCACAACCUGCUAAGAGAGAGUGAACAAAAAGUGGAACACUUCAAAAGCCUGAUGAGAUCCCUUCAGGAGCAGAUGGACACACUCAAUCAGCAGAAACUUGCUGUGGAGUGUGACCUGCAGCUCUAUCGUCUGAGCCAUUCUCAUUCUGAUGAGGAGUAUUUGAGUCUAGGAAGACUCAGACAGCAGCUGCAGAAGCGCUGUGCAGCACAGGUUGAACACCUUGCUGUGUGUGAAAACGCUAUUCUUCAGAUGAAGUCAGAGCUGGAGAGACAAGUCCAGGAGAAGGUGGGUCUGAAACAAAGUCUCGCUGCUUCCCAGCAAACUCACCGGAGGAAUCAAAAACAGCUGGAACAGGAAGUGAUUCGUUCAAAACAGGAAGUGGCAUCCUUAGAGCUUGAACUGGCGAACACCCAAAAGGUACAGGUGACACUCAUCAGGCAGUCAGAUGAGGAACUGAAGGAGGCCAGACAAGAGUCUGCAAGAAAGAGCCGAGAGGUGGAUGUGGAGAGAAGAAAGGCCCAGAUGCUUCAGGAGGCGUUACACAAGGAGCAGGAGAAGCUGCAGAGUGCUAUCAGAGAGAAUGAGACCCUGAGCACUCUCAUCGGAAAGCUGAGGAAAGAGCUGGAGGAGCUGCGCAGCAGUCACCAAGUGACAGUGGAGGAGUUGGCAGCCCAUGCAGAGGAGGUGAGGCGGAUGGAGGGGUGUCUGAAUGAAGGCAAGCUAGCAGGGGAGAAAAUAAGGUCAAUGGCUGCGGGGCUGAAGAAGGAGCUGACAGAGGCUGUCCAUCAGAAACUCACAGCAGAGAGAGAGAAACAGGAUGCACUGGACCAGGUGAUCACGCUCCGGUCAGAGCUGGAGGGGACGCGGUCCGACAAUGCAAAGCUUCUGCACGAGAGCCAGCUGGUCGUGACUAAUGUCAACCUUUGGAUCACUGAGCAAAAGGCUUCCAGUGAGAGCAUUAUUGCGCAGAUUAAAGCCCAAAACAAAGCUCUGCUCAUCAUCACUAAAGAGAAAGAAUGUCUUCAGGAGGCUAAUGACACACUGAAGGCGGAGGUAAAGAGACUGAAAGAAGUGGUGGAUGAGAAGGAGAAAGACAUGGAACUCUUCAAGGCCCAUCUCCGGGACUGGGGAGUACAGCAAGACAGGAAAACCAUGGAAAAGAAGGGCUGCGUCGCUCUAAACCUCAGCAAACUCGAGGACAUGCAGACCAGACUGCAGAGCAACCUGGAGGCCAUCGGAAUGCUAAAUCAACAAUUAGGCAAUCUCAGUCAGGAGAAUAAGCGGUUGCGUAGGCAGCUGGAAGAAGAGAGGUCCAUGCAUAGACAAGUGGAGAGGAGUGGGCCCCUUCCUCCUCCCCCUACAACCGCCAUCCACCUCCCACUCUCUCUCAGUGUCAGCCCUCCUAUCUGUGCUUCCCUUCCCUCAUCCCUGGGCCUGCCUCAUCUUCUGAGCAUAGUCCCAGUGACAGGGGACACUAAUGGGACUCAAACCAAGCCGAGUACAGUCGGAGUAGAGAGACCAGGUGAGUCCAAGGCUUCGGAUAAAGCGUCCUUGAUUAGGCCGUCUUCCAAGUGCGCUUCUCCGCCUCUGUGGAAGAUGCCGGGUCUAAGGGGACAAGCAGGAAUCCGGCAAAAUGAAGCCCCCUGAAGACUUUGACCUGCCAUGGCUUUUGACCUUCAGCUUCUCGCUGGGGAGCAUACCCAGGAUGAGGUUAAUGUCCUGCAGGUCAAAGUCAAGUCCCACAGUUCUGUACCUAAGGGGGCGCUCAGAAACAGAAAAUGAUGGAAUUUCUUCAGCCAUAUUUAUAUGGGUACUGCUGUUCCAUGCAACGAUUUAUGCCAAGAAAACGUUCACACUGACAGAUUACUUAGAUAGACUUAAAAUUAUG